Carcharodon carcharias (great white shark) is the source of this 2068-nucleotide messenger RNA. It is a transcript of the gene ubxn4, whose product is annotated as UBX domain protein 4. The record is from RefSeq and is a predicted model, not a curated record. The transcript is spliced from 13 exons. Lineage: Eukaryota; Metazoa; Chordata; Chondrichthyes; Lamniformes; Lamnidae. Bases 115 to 1677 code for a protein of 520 amino acids. Gene Ontology annotation, molecular function: protein binding.
GUCAUCGCCCUAGUGAACGGGAGAGGGACCGGUGGCGGCGGCGGUGGAGGAGGAGGAAAGCUGAGUGGCGCUAGUUCGGGCUGGUAGAAGAGAGAGAGAGAGAGUGUUAGCACAAUGCGCUGGUUUAACGGCAGCAUUCCCGACGCCAUCGCCUUCGCUAAGCAACACAACGCGGUUUUUAUAGUUUUUAUUCGAGGGGAUGAUGAACAAUCAACACGGAUGGCUGCAAGUUGGGAGGCUGAAGAAGUAGCAGAAGCAACUGUAAACUCUUUUGUUGCUAUUAAAAUAGAUGCUAAAAGUGAAACAUGUGUGCAGUUUUCUCAAAUCUAUCCUGUGGUGUGCAUUCCAUCAAGUUUUUUUAUAGGAGACAAUGGAAUCCCUUUGGAAGUUGUUGCUGGAAGUGUGACUGCAAUGGAACUAGUAACUCGAAUUCAGAAAGUUAAGGACAUGCAUAGACAAAAGAAUGUAGCAGCAGCAGGUGACAACCAGGAAAACCAUAUAGGCCAAAGCCAGGCUUCAGCAAGUGAAUUUCCAGAAUCUGCUCAAGCCAAUGAGCCACAAGUUUGUGAUAUUAAAACAACAGAGACAAUGGCUUCAGCAGCACUUCAAGUAAGAGCCAAAGAAUCACCUUCUAAAAUGCCUGAACAUAAAGAUCAUUCUGAUCAUGCCGGUCCAUCUAGUAAAUGCUGCAUUGAUGAAUCUUCUGCUCCUUCUCAAGCUUCAGAAGACCUUAACACCCGAGUUGAAAGGCUCACUAAGAAGCUUGAAGAACGGAGAGAGCAGAAAAAAGAGGAUGAAUUAACGAAUGAAAUUAAAGUUGAAAUUGAACGCAGGAAAGUUGGCAAGGAAAUGGUGGAAUUCAAGAGAAAACAAGAGGAGGACAGAACAAAAAGAAUGCUUGAGGAAAGAAGCCGAGAUAAAGAAGAAGAGCGCUUAGCACGAGAAAGAAUAAGACAGCAGAUUGCAUUGGACCGUGCAGAGAGAGCUGCACGCUAUGCAAAGACAAAGGAAGAAGCUGAAGCAGCCAAAAGAGCAUCUGAGCUGCAAAGGCAGGCCAAUGAAGAAUCAAGGAACAAAGAAGAAAGAAGUAAAAUGUGCCGAAUCCAGUUUAGACUCCCUGAUGGAUCUUCCUUUACAAACCAAUUCUCAGCAGAUGCCACUUUAACAGAAGCAAGGCAGUUUGCAGAAUCGCAAGUUGGUGGCAUAUACGGACACUUUGAAUUGGCAAUAACUUUUCCAAGGAAGCAAUUUACACAGGACGAUUACAACAAAACACUGACUGAGCUGGAGUUGGUACCAAGUGCCUCAAUCAUCCUUGUCCCAAGUGGAAGAUCAACUUCAUCAAUGGUUCGAUCCUCGGGAGGAGGAUUGUGGACUUUCUUGAACACGUUAUUUUACCCAGUUAUUGCAGUUUGGAGGUUUCUCAGCAGUUAUUUGUUUGCUAGUGAUUCCACACAAAGGUCAUCCAGAGGAACUACCUCUUCAUCUCAGUCAGGAAGUUCCAGAGUGGCACCUUCCAAUGCAUCAGAUACAGACAGGGAAGUAAGAAGAAGGAGAUUGCUUGAAAAACGUGGAGAAGACUUCAAGAGGGAGGGAAGAAUUUACAGAUUGCGAACAGAAGAUGAUGCAGAUGAUGAUAACAAUACAUGGAAUGGAAAUUCUACUCAACAAAUGUAGCUCAUACCUUGUUAAAGUAGAAACAGUUGUACUUUAUUUUGCUCUAAAGUUAUACAAGUAUACUUCCAUUUUAAAAAAAAAAAGAAACUGGACAGAAGGUGCAUUUUGUACUCUUAAUUUCCUGCUCUGCUGCAUGGAUUUGUAUGAUUCUACUAAUUCUGGGGUGGGGGAGCAAUAAUUACUACAAUGCGAAUGUGCAGAAAAAUCAUUUUAGGCAAAUUCCAAAUUAUGUUUUCAAACACUUUUUGCAGUAAUAUGUAUUUGAAGUCCUGUCUUUAGGUUUAUUCAUUCCCUGCCUGUAUGACACAUUAGCUGACAACUCUGGACACCAUCCAGCCUCUGGCCCUAUUAAUUUAAAGCUGAUAAUAAAAUGUUUAAGGUUUUCAAAAAA